AUGCCGUCGACCGCUACCGGGAAACUCGCCCCCACGCCCCCACCGGAACCGGCUCAGCUUGCAGGUUCAGCAGACUCGGGAUCGUGGAAGAACAGAUUGUCGGACCGACAACUGAAGCGCAAGCGCGCUGUGGAUCGUGACGCCCACCGCGAAAGUCGCGCAAAGACACGCCAAACCAUUGCUGUGCUUCAGGAGCAGCUGAGGCAGAUGGCCGAAGGGCGGGAUGACGUCCUGGUUCUUAAUCUACUGGCGCAAGUAGAAGAGCUAGAGAAGCAGCGGGACAUGCUCAAGAUGCGCUUAGGAGGCGUCCUGUCCGCCGUUGGCCUGACUGGUGAAGAGAGGCGCGCGCUCGAGGCCCGCAAUGCGAACGCAAACGCCGACGCAAACUAUAACACCCGUGAAUGCCUCGUCAGCCAUGUGAAAAUAUCGGAAAUUGAACCUGUGGUACCCGAGCCCACUGCCGCAGGACCGAUAGUAGCAGACGAGCUUCCUGGUCAUGGCAGCAGCCAACAGCCGCCUUCGGACAUUCCAGACGAUCUACACAUGUCUUCUGUAACCCUAGAACCUCUCGAGCUAGCGUGUACCGGCAAUCGAAGCCCCGUAGAUACCGAGUUGAACCACCGCAUGGUCAAGGAACGCCAGCAACUGUCUUUGUUUGUCCAAAUCUCACAUGCAACUGGCAGCGCAGAUCAUGGCCUAAAGCUUUGCUCUUCGGACGAUGACUUCCUUGAAUCGAUAAUCCUAUGGAAGUUGUCUAACCCAAUCUACCAGCACGUUUACCCUUUGGCGAAUAGUCUUCUGCACAUCGACCUCGCCCCCACUUGCAUAACAGCUGUGGACAUGGAUCAGUAUAUCGCGUCUCCGACCUUCGCGCAAGAUCUCGAUCGGGAGCUAUUCCCAGACUACAACUGGACUCUACAACAUCCGCGUCCGCCGCCCUCUGCCUCGUUAGACAACAAGAAUUUGCUUCAGAUGAAGAAGCGCCAAGUCAUUGCCGCUGCUCUUUUCUGCACCCGCCACUGGACAUACAUUUCACACCGAGUGCGCCUGGUCAUGUUUACAGUAGUGUAUAAGCUCAUCUUGUUUCUGGUGCUUCCGACCGUGGAGAAUCUUCACAAGUGUCCUCGGUGGUAUAGGCCAGUGGCUGCACAGUUUCUGCACCCCCAUCCGUCUUUCAUCGAUCUCUUACCCUGGCCUCUCCUACGCGAGAGACUGGUCCACUCUUACCCGAGCUACGAGAAUAGCGAUCUGAUUAGUAGCAUUCUCUCAAAUCUGCAAUUUAGUCAGCCGCGCUUGGACACGACAAGCCCUAUCACUUUGAUCGGCUCCGACUUGGAAUUCAGCCCAGUCUUCGAUCAGGCGCUUGAUGAUUUGAGCAACCUUAGCAUGGAUGAUGCCUUCUGUACUCGGUAUCCUGAGCUCACUGCCUGCGUUAACACCGCGCCCGCAGAUUCGAUGCUGCCGCCGGCAUCUGUAACUACUGAUCCUGCAAGCCUACAAACAGAACGCAGUGCAACUAGUGUGCGGCAACCGACACGACCGAAGAUUCAGAAUGAUGACAGGAUGUCAAGACUGCAUCCUCUGCCGAAUCAAACUGUGGCAUUUACCAUGUUCUGA
Molecule: messenger RNA, 1617 nt
Organism: Parastagonospora nodorum SN15
Lineage: Eukaryota; Fungi; Ascomycota; Dothideomycetes; Pleosporales; Phaeosphaeriaceae
Exons: 2
Coding region: 1-1617 (538 amino acids)
Source: RefSeq, a predicted model, not a curated record